Molecule: messenger RNA, 1746 nt
Organism: Orbilia oligospora ATCC 24927
Lineage: Eukaryota; Fungi; Ascomycota; Orbiliomycetes; Orbiliales; Orbiliaceae
Exons: 3
Coding region: 1-1746 (581 amino acids)
Biological process (GO): transmembrane transport
Molecular function (GO): transmembrane transporter activity
Source: RefSeq, a predicted model, not a curated record
AUGGCACCUAGGACAGCCCGACCGGACUUCCCGGUACACCAGUUAGUAAUACUGUCCAUAUGUCGCCUGGUGGAGCCGAUAGCCUUCACCUCCAUAUAUCCUUAUAUAUAUUAUAUGGUGGCACACUUCCACGUGACAAAGAAUGAAGCCGAAAUUGCCAUGUGGACUGGUGGAUCGAUUGCAGCCUUUGCUUUCGCAGAGAUGUUGACGGGGAUGAUGUGGGGGAGGCUUUCGGACAAAGUAGGCCGUAAACCGGUUUUAAUCGGAGGAUUGCUAGGGACGGGGUUUAGCAUGCUUCUGUUCGGGUUGGCACCUUCGAUGCCGUUGGCUCUUUGUGCCCGGGCCCUCGGAGGGCUGUUGAAUGGGAACGUCGGGGUCAUUCAGACCACCGUUGCCGAGUUGGUCCCGAAGAGGGAGUAUCAACCACGUGCGUUUUCGUUGAUGCCAUUCAUCUGGUCUCUGGGUUCCAUCAUCGGACCUACCUUGGGCGGUAUGCUCGCAGAGCCUGUCACCCACUACCCGGAGUAUUUCUCCAAGGGUGGCCUCUUCGACAGAUUCCCGUAUCUGCUCCCUAACAUCGUCUGCUCUGCCAUCUGCUUGGUGGGUGCCGUGAACGGGGUCCUGUUUCUCGACGAGACCCAUCCGGAACUCAUCGACCAGCCUGAUCGUGGGAGGAAUGUUGGUUUCUGGAUCCAGGACAAGUUUUCCAGCAUCAUUUUGUGGAAUUCAGCCGUAAAGGAUGGGCCGGCGUCCGCCAGUGAUCUCCCCACGGAAACCUCUCCACUGCUCAACGCUGACCCGGAAUCCCCACCGACCCCACCGCUUCCUCAGACUCCACCGUCAUCAUCAUCUACACUUGCUGCUGAUUCUCGGCCUUCAUCCAGCACCAGUCUCUCGAGCUCUUCGAUCACUUCAAAGCCACCACAAUCACCACAGGAACCAGUCACAGCAUGGACACCUCAGGUUCUUCACAAUGUUUUUGCCUAUGCAAUAAUUGCAUUCCACAGCAUCACAUACGACCAAAUUCUCUCUGUCUUCCUCCAAUCUCCGUCUUCCUCUACUCGUCUUCGCUCACCACUAGUAUUCACCGGUGGAUUUGGUCUGGACACUCAAACCAUGGGAGUCAUCUUCAGCUACCAAGGCAUCCUAUCCACCUUAUUCCAAUUCCUGAUCUUCACACCAUUCGUCCACUGUUUCGGUGUUCUAAGAACGUUUAGAUUCGUGGCUAUAACAUACCCACUAAUCUAUUUUCUAACACCGUAUAUGGCCUUCCUACCCCACGAUAACGAUAGACUACUAUUCGCAGUUAUAUACAUCGUAUUAAGUUACAAAACCAUCUACAGCUGUCUGAUAUACCCGGUCAACAGCAUCCUUCUCACGAAUGCAGCACCGAGUUUACUCGUUCUUGGAGAGAUCAAUGGUGCUGCAGGUAGUGUAGCUAGCUGCAUGAGGGCUAUCGCACCGAUUGCGAGUGGUUGGCUGUACUCUAAAGGUGUUGAAAACGGGGUUAUGAUACUUUCCUGGUGGGCCGUUGGGUGUGUAGCCGCGAUUGGUGGAGUACAGGCCUUGUGGAUUACAGAAGAGAAUAGAGAGGUAGUAAAAGAUGAAGAGCAAACAAGAGAACGAGGGACACAAGGAGGUGGAAAGGUUGUUGCUGUUGUUGGAGAAGAUGCUGUCAGGUUUUUGGAAACUGGUGAGUUGAUUGUUGUAGUUGAGGAAGAAGGGGAGAGACAUGUUAGGGUUUGA